Messenger RNA from Saitoella complicata NRRL Y-17804, 276 nucleotides. RefSeq lists its product as uncharacterized. The transcript has a single exon. The record is from RefSeq and is a predicted model, not a curated record. Lineage: Eukaryota; Fungi; Ascomycota; Saitoellomycetes; Saitoellales; Saitoellaceae. Gene Ontology annotation, molecular function: nucleic acid binding. The annotation marks the transcript as partial.
CGCAAAUUUGGAUAUUCCGCGGUCGGUACUAGGGCCAUUCAGGAGAGAGUAUUUGGACACCCUAAGCGCUGGAAUGUGUUGCCGGCAUUGACAUCGACUGGUCUUGAGGCGCUGCGCAUCUUUCAUGGUUCAUUCAAUGCAGACCGUUUUGUUGAGUUCAUCAAGGAGGACCUCUUACCGAUCCUGCGACGAUUCCCUGGUCCCAAUAGCGUGGUUGUGCUUGAUAACUGUCGUAUCCACCGUGAUGCAAGGGUGUUUGAGUUGCUGGUUGAGAGG